GGUGAAUGACACUAGGGGACUUCAGAAGAGGGCAGUACAGUACUUACGCAGAAGGGAAACCCCAUUUCCUUUUAGGCUAAAUACAAUUCAACCUGUUUCAAAUGCGUCAGUCCUUCUUACUCUGUUCCAGCUGCCCUGUGAGAACAGCUUGUCUCAGAGCUGUGAAAUCGGCUCCGCUGCCUGACCGGGCGGAACCGGAAGUAUAAUCUGGAAUCUUCUGACUGUAGAAAGGGGACUUUCCGCCUUCAUCCUGACAUUACGCUACGGCAAAAGAGAGCUCCCCACAUCUUCACUAUAACCAUCAAAGGACCUAACUAUUUUCAUUUUGGUGUUUCUCUAUUUCAUUAUGGCGGCUUAGACACCUUCAAAAGGGAUGUCCUGUUGGGGGGAGGGGUUUGAGAGCACAUAUCCAUUUGGUUUGUGUGUGUUGUGAAGUCUCUGAGUUUUAUUAAGUUACAGUAUGUUUUGUUUUACUGCAUAUAUGUUUGAGUUUGAAUGCUUUGGUAAUAUGUUUCCCUUAAGUUUUAAUGCCAUGUUUAUGGAUCCAGGCUGAAGUGAUUGAGAUACAGGGCAGUUUUAAACUACAGUAAAAGAACAUAUUUCUGUUUGGUGAUGAUGUAUAUGAAGGUGGUACAGAGACCUUUAGGCUACUGGAUUUAGAUGUUGAAUAAGUAGACUUUUUUGUAAGGGCUUAAGUAUGUCUUUUAUUCAGCCAGUUCUCAUCAGUUAUGUUUAUCAACAGUUUUGUGUGUGAGUGAAUGAGGUCUGAUAUUCUCAAACCUUUCUCCCUUCUUAUGGACAUCCCUUUUGCCCAGUAUUAAACCAGUCUUAAAUGGACACACUUCUUCAACUCAAAAACAACCAAUUUUUGAUGAGCCUGUGUCGAAAUGGACCACCACCUGAAUUACAAUAUGACAACUCCUCAGAGCUCUUCCGCAUUUCCAGUUUUGCCCGGUUCCCAUCCUCAGGGGUGACUGAGCGGAGUUUGGCACGAGCAGGCUGGUUUUACACUGGAGUGGGGGACCGUGUGCAGUGCUUUAGAUGCAGUGUGACCGCUGAAGGUUGGCAGCCGGGGGACUGCCCCACGGAGAAACACAAACAGCUGUCUCCGUCCUGCUCCUUCAUCCAGAGCCUCCCUCCAACCGCCAAUCUGCUGUCAUCCUCUCACUCAGCCUUCUCUCCUCUCCGCAUCCCGCCAACCCUUCCUCUCCCUGGCCCAGGCCCAGCCGCUCCAAAUGCAUCUGGCAGCCAAGGCGAAGAGGCAGUAGGCUAUUUAAACAUGGGCUUUUCUGCGCUGCCUCCCUCUAGUCCUCUCAGCUCCCGUGGUGUUGAAGACAUGUCCCAUCAAAGGCCCACGUGUCACAACCCCAGCAUGCGCCGGGAGCAGGACCGCCUGGACUCCUUCCAUACUUGGACUGUCAAAGUCAUCACUCCGGCUGAGCUUGCCAAAGCAGGCUUCUACUACCUGGGUCAGGGUGACCGAGUGGCCUGCUUCAGCUGUGGAGGACAGUUGAGCAACUGGGAACCAGGCGACCGAGCUGUGUCUGAACACCAAAGGCAUUACCCAAAUUGCCGAUAUGUCAGAGGCGACAGAGCAGACAAUGUGUCUUUGGCCUCUGCCGCUGCUUUAGGAGCAGUCACACAGCAGCUUUCAGCAGGAGCAUCAGCCCUCAGCAAUGUUUCGAAUCCUGCCAUGGCCCAAAGUGAGGAGAGACUGCUUACCUUUGUCAACUGGCCCUCACGUAUCCCUGUCCGGCCUGACCAGCUGGCUAAUGCUGGUUUCUACUAUGUAGGGCGCAAUGAUGAUGUGAAGUGUUUCUGCUGCGAUGGCGGUCUGCGCUGUUGGGAAUCAGGAGAUGAUCCUUGGGUUGAACAUGCCAAGUGGUUUCCUCGAUGUGAAUACUUGCUACAGGAAAAGGGUCAGGAUUUUGUUCACCAAAUUCAGGCUCGAUUUCCUCGGCUGUUUGAACAGUUGUUGACUAAUGGAGAUGGCUCCAGAGAGUUUGUGGACCCUCCUGUGGUUCACUUGGCUCCUGGAGAGGAGCGCUCUGAAGACGCAGUUAUGAUGAACACUCCCGUCAUUAAAUCAGCUCUAGAGAUGGGCUUUGAGCGCAGCCUUGUCAAACAAACCGUACAAAGCAAAAUAUUGACCAGUGGAGAAAACUACCGAACUGUACAGGAGCUGGUGUCUGACCUGCUGAGUGCUGAGGACCAGAAAAGAGAAGAGGAACGAGAGAUGUUAGCAGAGGCCAUGGCAUCAGAUGGAUUCACGUUUGUGAAGAGGCACCAAGCUUCACUGGUCCAGCGGCUGAAGACUGUGGAGCCAGUUCUCGAACAUUUAAGAGACCAGAAUGUUCUCACUGCUGAGGAAUACAGUGGUCUCCAGGCCCAGACAUCAGCACAACAACAAACCGCCAGGCUGAUAGAGCUGGUUCUCACUAAAGGCAAUGCAGCAGCGGAGGUUUUCAGAAACUGGAUCCAAAAAAAUGAUGUUCAUCUACUCAGAGAUUUGAUGGCCCAAUCUAAUGAAGCAGUAUCACCAAGUCAAGACCUGUCAGACCUUCCUAUGGAGGAACAGCUGCGUCGUUUGCAAGAGGAGCGCACCUGUAAAGUAUGCAUGGAUAAAGAGGUCAACAUUGUCUUUAUUCCAUGUGGACACCUGGUGGUGUGCAAAGAGUGUGCCCCAUCAUUGCGCAAGUGCCCAAUCUGCAGAGGCCUGGUUAAAGGCACUGUCCGAACCUUCCUCUCAUAAAGAUUUGCUCUUUAUAGUUGAAUGUUAAAGCAAUGUCUUAAACCAGCUAGUUAUGGUGAAUGCUUGUGACUUGAGGCCUUAGUGCAUUUUCGUGAAUAAAGCACUUAAACUGCC
Messenger RNA from Boleophthalmus pectinirostris (great blue-spotted mudskipper), 2866 nucleotides. RefSeq names its product baculoviral IAP repeat containing 2 (gene birc2). Gene Ontology annotation, biological process: regulation of cell cycle; regulation of apoptotic process. The coding region runs from base 833 to 2752 and encodes 639 amino acids. Lineage: Eukaryota; Metazoa; Chordata; Actinopteri; Gobiiformes; Gobiidae. Gene Ontology annotation, cellular component: cytoplasm; nucleus; spindle microtubule. The record is from RefSeq and is a predicted model, not a curated record. The transcript has 14 exons.